AUGUAUUCCUCGGAGGAACCGGACGACGUUACAACUUUUCCACAGGCCUGGACUGCAGGCGUUCCUUUCCUCGUCGCUCUUUCGUGCUGUCCCGCCGCCUGCUCCGCAUUCCCAGGGGCCGCCUGCUCCUCACCACAUCUACACCCAGGCGGCGGCAAGGGCGGGGCUUCCAUGAGCAGGACGGCGGCGGCCUCGUGGCGGCGUCGCCCGUCGGCGAAGGGAGCCGUGGAGCCGGAGGCCGCUGGAAUUCCUCGGACGCUGCAGCUCGGCGCCAUGAUCCUCGUCUUGUGCGUCCUGAACAUCUACUUCAAUAUUUACAACAAGCCGGUUCAGAGAGUAUUUCCCUUCCCAUACACCAUCACCACCUUCCACUUCGCAUUCAGCUCCUUCUUCAUCACUCUCAUCUGGCUGCUAAACCUGCAUCCCAAACCAAGGCUCUCCCUUCAACAGUACGCAAAGAUCCUUCCUUUGGCGCUAAUACACGUGAUGGCCAUUGUCUUCGCCAACAUGAGUUUGGGCAAGGUGGCGGUCUCCUUCACGCACACCAUCAAGGCAGGGAACGCCGUUCCACUCUCCGUCUUGUUGCUCAGGCAGACACAUUCUCUACUUGUAUUAGGUUCUCUCGGGUCGGUUGUUGGUGGAGUUGUACUGGCAUCUAUGACUGAAAUUUCUUUCAACUGGAUAGGAUUUUGCAGUGCCAGGGAUUCCAAUGACCAAUCGCGAAAUGCUUUCAGCAAGAAAAUUCUUGCUGAUAAAGAGGAAAAAUUGGACUAUAUAAAUCUCUUUUCAAUUAUGACUAUCAUGUCAUUUUUGUGUUCGGUCCCGUUAACGCUAUAUCUAGAGGGCAUAAAGUUUAGCCCGCUGUUCCUACGGAGCACUGGGUUAAAUCUUCAAGAACUAUGCCUGAAAGCGGGCAUUGCGGCCACUUGUUUCCAUUUUUACCAACAGGUUUCAUAUAGUUUAUUGGCCAGAAUAUUACCUGUAACCCGUUCUCUUGCAGACUUCUUCAAACGAGUUGUCAUCAUAUCAUAUGUUCUCUUCUUCAGAACUCCAAUUUCACCUAUAAAUGUCCUUGGAACUGGUCUGCCUCUACUCGGUGUUUUCAUGUACUCUAGAUUCAAGAAAGCAAAAUCAAAGACAAAUGCUGCAUAA
Messenger RNA from Triticum dicoccoides, 1152 nucleotides. Its product is annotated as phosphoenolpyruvate/phosphate translocator 3, chloroplastic-like. The transcript is spliced from 9 exons. Bases 1 to 1152 code for a protein of 383 amino acids. NCBI's taxonomy places the organism in Eukaryota, Viridiplantae, Streptophyta, Magnoliopsida, Poales, Poaceae. The record is from RefSeq and is a predicted model, not a curated record.